CGCCGAUACCACCCUUGAUGUCCGGCCUAAAGCAGAGUUUGUUAAUGGAGAUUCAAUCUGCGAAAAGCGGUGACGUUCCAGAGGCUGUAAGGCUGGUCGGGUUUGAAGGGGAUCUUUGUGGCUUGAGCAAAUUUGGAGCUCUGCGUAAUCUGCAUUUCAUCUUAAAAGUCGAUCUCGUUGCACUUCCGCUAUCGGCACCUCGUGGGAGUUACAGUCCGUUGGAGAAGUUCGAUUGGUUGGACUUGCAGCGAGUGGGAGAAUUAUGAAGCCAAUUUCGUUACUGCUGCUGUGCAGCGUGAUUCUGGCAGCUCAGGCUGCUAGGGUCGAGCCUGACCUACUUGAAAGCAAAAGACUCAUCCAUCAGCAACUACUUGUCGACAAAGUUAAUGCUCAUCCGAGAGCGACAUGGAAGGCUGGUUUCAAUGAUCGUUUCGAAGGACACACUAUUGAGCAUUUGAAGAAGAUAUGCGGUGCCAAAAUGACACCCGCAAACGAGUUGGAGCCCUCGAUUGAGAGGGUUACUCAUAAGCACAAGAAGCUAGUACUGCCUAAGGAAUUUGACGCUCGUAAACACUGGGGUCAUUGUUCGACUAUUGGAGCUAUUUUAGAUCAGGGCCACUGUGGAUCAUGCUGGGCUUUUGGAGCAGCGGAAUCAUUGACUGAUCGCUUCUGCAUUCACAUGAAUGAGAGUGUGUCACUAUCAGAGAACGAUCUCCUAGCCUGCUGCGGAUUUGAGUGUGGCGAUGGUUGUGACGGUGGGUACCCCAUCAGAGCCUGGCGAUACUUCAAACGCACCGGAGUUGUGACAAGCAAGUGUGACCCAUACUUUGAUCAGAUAGGAUGCGGUCACCCAGGUUGCUACCCUACGUAUCGCACACCCAAAUGCGUGAAGCAUUGUGUGGACGAUGAGCUUUGGGUGAAGUCAAAGCAUCUUAGUGUGAAUGCGUACGAGGUAUCUAAGGAGCCUGAAGAUCUUAUGGCUGAGCUCUACACCAAUGGCCCUAUUGAAGUCUCUUUCGAAGUUUUUGAGGACUUUGCACAUUACAAAACUGGUGUGUACAAGCAUGUGUACGGUCGUUACAUAGGCGGUCAUGCUGUGAAGCUUAUCGGUUGGGGAACUACAGACGAUGGCGUGGAUUAUUGGACUAUCGUUAAUUCCUGGAAUACGAACUGGGGAGAGCACGGUCUAUUCCGUAUUGCGCGAGGGGGCAAUGAGUGUGGCAUUGAGAGCUAUGCUGUAGCUGGAUUGCCGUUUGAUAAAGGUCUCCACUCUGCCAUGUGAGAUGUGCUACACCUAUGAUACGUGAGCGUGCGGAUGCGUCUACAAUACUACUGAAAAUGGGCACUUAAAGCUUAGAAUGUGUUCUUUCUCGGCAGGUAAGGAAACACUUCACAUGGCAGCCUGUAGCACAUAGACUCAGCGGACCAACAGAAUGCCUCGGACCAUACUGUGAUAUAUUGUAAUCUUUGCCAUUGUGUAACUAUAUUGUGUAUUAUUGCGCAUUAAAAUUC
Physcomitrium patens is the source of this 1512-nucleotide messenger RNA. RefSeq names its product cathepsin B-like protease 2. Gene Ontology annotation, biological process: regulation of catalytic activity; proteolysis. Gene Ontology annotation, molecular function: cysteine-type endopeptidase activity. The record is from RefSeq and is a predicted model, not a curated record. Lineage: Eukaryota; Viridiplantae; Streptophyta; Bryopsida; Funariales; Funariaceae.